Molecule: messenger RNA, 558 nt
Organism: Zymoseptoria tritici IPO323
Lineage: Eukaryota; Fungi; Ascomycota; Dothideomycetes; Mycosphaerellales; Mycosphaerellaceae
Exons: 5
Coding region: 1-558 (185 amino acids)
Source: RefSeq, a predicted model, not a curated record
AUGGUCUGCUCUGGCCUCAUUGUCGCUUUGCUGAGCACGGUCAUCACUCUCUCUGCUUUCGCAGCUCCAACAGCAGGACUGGUAUCAAGCCUCUCAUCCACUCUGUUUUCAACGACAAGCGGACUAAUGGGAAUCUCGAAGCAGAAGUCUCCGGGCUCCGCCAGCUUUCCUCAGGUGAUGAGAGGACCUGCAGGCUCGGCCGUGGGUAUUGAGUGCUUCUGCAACAAAGCGAGCAAAUGCACCAUCACGUUGAGUGGUGGCAUCACCGACAUUCUUGGCAAUGGAGCGGACUACAAGGGCAAUCUCACCAUCUCAGGCUGGAUUCAGGAUGGCCACGCCUGGGCUUCUACGGACUCCUACGGUCAAGCAGCGGCGCCGUUCACUCUCAAAUGCAAUGCCAUAGGAGACGUCUGCUCGACUACAAUGGCUGGAAACUUGACUCAGGUCUUUGACAAUGGGGAGGCUAUGGAACUCUGGGGCUGGCUGACACCUUCUGGGAAAUGUGACAAAGGCGUCUGCACAGGGGAGAUCAAAGCUCUUGGUGAUCCAGGAUACUAG